Molecule: messenger RNA, 794 nt
Organism: Durusdinium trenchii
Lineage: Eukaryota; Dinophyceae; Suessiales; Symbiodiniaceae
Source: the annotation of a GenBank genome assembly
GUGAGACUUAGGCACUUAAACCUUGUUCGCCAUGCAAAUCACCAUCCGGUCGCUGAAUGGCGAGAGUGCAGAGCUUGAUGUUGAGCCCAAUACCACCAUCCUGGGCCUUCGACGCUUUGUGGAAGAGGCUCUGAAGAUCCCGGCCGCCGAGCAGCGACUCAUCUACGCUGGCACCCAGCUGGAGGAGCGCGUGACCCCCGCGUGGCGACAGCGCCGGAGCUCGGGAGCUCUGUCAGCGGCACUGGGUUUGGCCUCGCUGCCCGAUGGUGCCGAGCUCACCUUGGAGCACUACGGGAUCCAGAAGGGCUCCGUGUUGAACGUGGUGCGGAAAGUCUCCGUGCCCUCCAGCGCCUGUGGGGAGGAGCUUCCAGAGGGAACUUCUUGUGCUCAAGACGAGCGACAGCGCCCCAGCUUGGCUCAAUUGGAAGAGCUCAACGACUUGGAGCUCCUGGUGCUGCUCCGGCCCUUGCUCCGCCAGCGCCCCACCCUUCGCGCGGCCCUCCUCGCCGAGGCCCCGGGCGGAGAAGGUCGUCUGGCGCCGAAGCCACCGGCCGCGCCCGCGGCGCACGCGGAGCCUCCCUGGUGGCCGGGGGAGCGGUGCUUGGUGUGGUCGAACAGCGCGCAGCGCUGGUGCAGCGGCUCGGUGCUGGCCGUGGCGUCGGAGGCAACGGAGAAGAUUCCCAGUGGAUCCGUGGAGGUCUCCUUCGAGCUGGGCCGCAAGUGGAUCGCGCCCGCGGACUUGGCCAAAGCGCUGAGACGCUGAGAAGGGUUGCGGGAACAAAAGGGAACGAAGC